Heterotrigona itama is the source of this 5936-nucleotide messenger RNA. The record is from the annotation of a GenBank genome assembly. NCBI's taxonomy places the organism in Eukaryota, Metazoa, Arthropoda, Insecta, Hymenoptera, Apidae.
GAACCAGUCCUUUAUAGCGAUGGUAGCUAACAAUUGAAAUUAUUUGUGAAGCUAAUAAAUAAUUAUCUUAUGAUAUUUUGAUUAAAAAAAAAUUUAUAUACUUCAAAAAUAUUUGGAAUUUUCGUUUAAAAUGAAAAAAAAAUGUUACUUUUUUUUCAGUGGUUAAGGGUAGUGUAUCUGCAAAGGCCAACAGUGAGAGUGAUUUAUGAUAGGAGCACAGGUCGUAGCUGCUUUUGAAAUUUUAGAAAUCCUCUUAGGUCUCUUUUUGGCCUGUACAAACAUUUGGCCUGGAUUUCUUUGAAACCCGACAUUUGGUCGUUGACCAAACUAUUUGUGUAGUUACUGCUUAUCAGUAAUUUUGUAAAAGUACAGACGCAGCAAGAAAUAUAAAAUUUCAGCGUCUGUACUUUUCUUUAAACAUUUGCUUCAUAGAUAGAAUUCUCUGAAAAGACAUCUUUUGCCAAUUUUAACCUAAAAAUCUAGUAGAAAUUUGUCGAUGCCAUGCAACUCCACACUAUGAAUUUUACUGUUGAAUGUACAUUUUGAAUCCUUACUUCUGUAUUUGUUCUUUCCCAUGUAUAAUAUUGAUCAUGUGAACUGAAAAUAUUAAAUUUAGAUUCACCGGAAAAUAUUAUUUUGUCGCAAAAAAUAUUAUCUUUAGUUACGUACGUUUUUGCAAAAGUUAGUUUCUUUUUUUGAUUUUGCUUAUUAAUCUCCUUUUUCCAUUUCGUAAAUGAUAAUUUUUUCUUCUCCUUCAGUCAAUUUUCUUCUUAAGCGAGCUUUGUACACAAUUGUUCCUUGUUUUCAAUUUUCUCAUGAUAUACCGCGGAUUUGCUUCUGUUAAAAAUGUUUUGUAAUCUUGUUGUAUAAUUUCCUAUUCUUAUGCAGCCGAAGAAUCGUUUCUCAUUCAUACUUCUGACUAUCUCGUAUUCAUUUUGAAUAUUAUACUGCACAAUAUUACGUUGUUGUUAGUAGAACGAUACCUUGAUAUCAACUGAAGAUGAUGCUUCCAUUUAAUGUCAACGUUCGCAUUCUUGGUAAAAUCUGUUAAAAUGUAUAAAAAGAAUCAAAGAUGUUACAGCAUUCGACUACUUUUGUGAGCUACUAAUGAUAUGUAUGUAUGUAAUAAAUUUAUUAUACGUAUUAUAGCCUAAGUUAAUGAGUCACUUUCAAAUUUUGUUGACAUAUUUAGAUAUUCCAUCUCUGUUAUAUACGCCGUAUCGUUUUAAAUUCAAAAUAUACAUAUUUCGUUCGUUUAAGCGUCCGAAUAUUUUUACUAGCCAUUGUACAUGAAAGUAUUCAUAUUACAUGGUAAUAAUAUUAGAUAAAAAAAAAUUGUCGAAAUUUACAACGUAAGUUUCGUUAAAAUCACGUUAUAACAAAUUUUAAUGGUUUACUGGAAAACAUCAAUCUUCAAGAGGAUGGUGAAUUUAGUUAGGAAAAUAUUUUCUAUGAUUGCUGUAUGUAAAACGAAAUAUGUUUAAUCAGGAAGGAAUAGAAUAGCCAGGUCAAAUGAUCUGGGUAUUCGUCGUGCUAGGAUGAAUACACGGUAUAUACAAAAUAUAAACGCUUAAUUUUCGGCGUACUUGUCGAUGGCCUUGAGUUAUUGUUUACGCGUAGGUCAGUGCAGGCCAGGAACCUCGACGUUGUACCAUCAAUAAAUCAUGGUCAGCUUUUAAGAAGGGUUUCCCUUUGCAAAAGAUUUUCUAAGAAACACAUUUUCUAGUAACUUUCUAGUCGGACGUCCUCGACGGAAUACGAAAUAAAACUUUCUUAACUCGAAAAAAAAUUUUAACAACUCGAAAGUCCUUUUUCUUUUUCUGUCUAUAGUUCGAUUUACAUGAUGGAUUUACAUGAUGGAUUACAUGAUUUAUUUCAUGGAAGAUAAUAUAUACGCUGAUUAUAAAUAUUCAUAAUAAUAUAUAUAUAUACACUGAUUCGUAUGUAUUUUUCGACGCCGAAUACAAACGUGUAAUUUGUUUCCUCAUAUCCACCCUUGGAUCAAAUCAAUUUUUCAAGAACAUUGGAAUUCGAUAUAAAAAAUGCUAUUAAAAUUGUACAUUAAACCUUUUUGAAUUAAAAAAAAAAGUGAAAUGCUUGUAUAUAGUGUACUUUACAACUCCCAUAAAUAUUUAGACAUUCUCAUAAAUAUUAUUAAGAAUUAUUAAGAAAGUAAUAAAAUUAAUCACUUCAAGUAAUAGAAUUAAUCAUUUCACAUUGUUUCUCAUUUGUUUUUUUUCGCUGUAUAGAACCAUUUAGACUCAUCACGCGAUUUUAGAACGUUCAGAAGCAAAAACAAAGACGAUACGAUAACCGAUCGAAUAACAAAUGAUGCUUAUGUGAUGAGUUGCUGCUUUUAAGAUUUAUCUCUUGUACCUUCAUAAUUGUUUUUAGCCGCGAUACGCAUCAUUUUUUCUAUGUUGGUUAUGUUCUAUUUGGUAGAGAAAGAAAUGACCUUGGUUCCGAAAAGAACUACUUAGUACUAAAAUUUGGAGGGGGACAAGGGCAAUCCUAAAUAUAAAAUUUCCAAAUAUUUAUUGAUCUCCGAGAUAUUAAUAACUUAAUAUAACUUUCGAUACAGUAUAUAACUCUGCGUACACAGUACUUUAAAUGACUGAGCCCAAUUUCACAAAAAUCUAAAAUUUGUGACUAAUCACAAAUAUAAUUAUUUCAGCUUCCACCACGUUUCAUUUAAACUCUCAAAUAAUAAAUAGCUUUAUAUUUAGUUGUAUAGCGGUUAAUUAAAUAAAAAUUUAUUGUCCGUGCAUCCCUAAGCAACAUUUAUGACUCAAAUAAACUCUUAAUAUGAUAUAUAUACCAAGAUAUGUAUUUCUAAUGGAAUUUUCAUGAAAUUGGUGCUUUUAAUUUAUGUUAAAUAAACAAUGAAAUUUUUUUACUAUCGUGAUACUAAUACGUAUCUGAUAAUAUUAAUAAAAUAUCGGAUGACUAUCUGCUUACAUGGUUAGCUUACCUAAUAGAACUCUAACAAACAGCUGAUUAAAUUGCAUAGUCAGGGUAUAAAAAUUAUGAUAAGAUUCAUUGUGAGGACUCACAUCUCUUGCCCUUUGUCCUUAUGAAUUAUAAAUACUUAUAAAAAUACAGAAAUGUUCUCAUUGAGUUCUAUAUACAACAAUAAUUGGUAAUAGAUGAAAUAUUUGGAUAAAAUAAAUUUGUGUCCUCCUGAAAUCCAACAAAAGUUUUACAGCACUUAAUAUUUUCAUUAUGAGAAAAUACAAGCGUAAUUCUUAGUUGAUGAAUAAUAGAAUUUACAUAUGUAUACAAUUUGUCAUAGUCAGUGUAUUAACUAUGAUAAAAUAGUCAAAACUUUAACAACUUAUUUAUAUAAUGUAAGUAAAUAAGAAACAUAAAUAUUGUGACGACAUGAUCAAUUGAUUUAAACCUGUAUACAAAAUAAUUUUAAAAUUCUAAUUUUAAAUAAUUUUUAGUUAAUUAAACAUUGUUUUCAAUAAUGUAUGAAAUAGAGAUCAUUUAUAUUAAAAACCACGUCAUAUGUACUAAUAGCUUUAGAAUUUUAAUGCAUUACGUGCCAAAAAUCAUCGUGAAUAUGGAUACUUUUAAUACGCAGUAGACUGAUUUCAGUUACUAGUCUCACGUUUCGGCACUGGAAAUUUGACAAUAAAUAGAAAUAUCAUGUUUCUAGUGUAUUCACGGUCAACUUCAAUUGAUUUACUUGGUCUAUUUUCCCGAUUGUUUGCUCUUCAAACGUAAAGUACGUUAAACAACUUUUUACUAUGUCGGUACUUCACAACAUUUGAUGUCAGAUCCCACAAGAUGCAACGUUCGUUCAUUUAAUCUCGUUUGCGGUAUCAUAAGAAAAAAAGAAUUUGGAAAAAUUUAAUAAAUUUAAUUUUUCAUGUUUUCUUAAAAUAAAAGACAAUAUAUCCGCAGAAACAGCGGAACUACGAUAGUAGUUAAGAAAGUGUCGAUCAAGGCGGCGUUAAAAUACCUUUGGUGUGUUUAUAAUAGAGCUGCAAUUAAAGCUGAGAGAGCAUCUAUUAGAGUAAGCCGUUCUACUGGAAGUUACUCUACAGACGUAACUAUAAUUGGCACUAAGGAAGCACAGAAUCAAGCAAAAACGUUAAUAGACGAGUUAUUGAAAGAAACUCCUGUUAUUUUAACAGAAUCACUUCAAGAUUUAAAAGUUGAACAAGAAGACAAAAAUGAUGAACCAGAAAUUGAUUUUACUAACUUUAAUUGGACUCUAGCUCACAAGAAAGCUCUUGAAUAUGAAAAACAAAAAUGGGCAAAGGCUACUCCUAUAAUUAAGAAUUUUUAUAAAGAAGAUCCGACAGUUGCUAAUUUGACACCAGAGCAAGUUGCUCAUAUUCGUCAAAUAAACAAUAAUAUAGAAGUAAAAUAUGUGUUUGAAGACAAGGAGGAGAAUGGUUGUGGACAUAUACCAAAUCCUAUAGAGGCGUUUGAACAAGCCUUUGGUGAUUACCCAGAAGUAUUAGAGGAAAUUAGAAAACAAAACUUUACUAAACCAAGUCCAAUACAGUGUCAAGCUUGGCCUAUACUUCUUAGUGGUAGAGAUCUUAUUGGAAUUGCCCAAACCGGCACAGGGAAAACUUUAGCAUUUCUACUGCCAGCAUUGAUUCAUAUUGAGGGUCAACUGACACCUAGAUCAGAACGAAAAGGUCCUAAUGUUCUUGUUAUGGCACCUACGAGAGAACUGGCGUUACAAAUUGAAAAGGAAGUAAAUAAAUAUUCUUAUCAUGGAAUAAAGGCGGUAUGUGUAUAUGGAGGUGGAAGUCGCAAGAAACAAGUCGAUGUGGUAACAGAGGGUGUAGAAAUAGUUAUUGCAACACCUGGUAGAAUGAAUGAUCUUGUACAUGCGAAGGUUUUAAAUGUUUCUUCUGUUACGUAUCUUGUCUUGGAUGAAGCUGAUCGUAUGUUAGAUAUGGGAUUUGAACCCCAGAUAAGAAAAACUUUAUUAGAUGUAAGACCAGAUAGACAAACAGUCAUGACAAGUGCUACAUGGCCUCAAGGUGUACGACGUUUAGCACAAUCGUAUAUGAAGAAUCCAAUUCAAGUAUUUGUUGGAUCUCUUGAUCUAGCUACGGUGCAUACAGUAACACAGACAGUUUAUAUUAUUGAAGAAGAGGAAAAAACUGAUAUGAUGUAUCAAUUUUUCCGCAAUAUGAGUCCUACUGAUAAAGUAAUAGUAUUUUUCGGAAAGAAAGUUAAGGUUGACGACGUAGCGAGUAACUUGGCAUUACAAUUAGUUGAUGUUCAAAGUAUACACGGUGGACGGGAACAAAGUGACAGAGAACAAGCUCUAGACGAUUUGAAACAGGGUAUAGUUCAAAUACUACUAGCGACGGAUGUUGCUAGCAGAGGAAUAGACAUUGAAGACAUUACGCAUGUCUUGAAUUUUGACUUCCCUCGUGAUAUUGAGGAAUACGUUCACCGUGUUGGACGUACUGGACGAGCAGGGCGUACAGGAGAAAGUAUAACUUUCAUGACGCGAAAGGAUUGGUCCCAUGCAAAAGAACUAAUUAACAUUUUAGAAGAGGCGAAUCAACAAGUACCUGAUGAAUUAUACCAGAUGGCCGAAAGAUAUGAAGCAUGGAAACAGAAACGAGCGAAUGAAAAGCAUUUUUCUCGUCCAAGGAGAGGAAUUGGUGGUGGUAGAAGAUGGUAGAUGAUACACAAAUUUAUAUUCCUAUUCUAAGUUAAGUUAUAAAAAUUUACAUACAGUGUAUAAUAAAUUACACAUUGCAAUUUAUUGCACAUUACAAUAUGUAAUAGAUUACAUACAAUGUAAUCUAAAUAUGAAGUUGUAUUUAUUUUUUUUCUACGGAAUACAAAUACAUUGAUAUAAAAAUUAUUUCAAAGUAAUUUAAAACAAUUUUUAUAAAGUCAUAUUGUUUAUAUUUUGAAUAUAAAUAAAAUAUAAAUAUGAACUAUACAUA